UCCAAGUAAAGAUGGCGACGUCGCAGCUAACGGACGAUGAGCUUUUCUCUGAGUUAAAGAGCUUUGGAUUCACUCCAGGCCCGGUCUCCGAGAAUACGAGACCGGUUUAUUUGAAAAAACUAAAGAAACUACGUGAGGAACAACAACAGAAAGGAGGAACCAGAGCGGGGAAAAACCGAAACAGCGGCAGUAUCAACAACAACAGUAGUAGCGGUGGUAACGGCAGCUACACAGCGGCGGGAGCUUCGGGAUGCGGAGCCAGGCCAGCUAGCCGUGACGUCACGCCCCGGAGCCCCGGUGGUCGACCGGUCCUGAACGAAAAGCGAACUGGUGGAGCUGGGAAGUUCGUAUUGGGUUUUAGUUCGGACGAAUCGGACGUAGAGGACCCGAAGAAAAAACGAGGAGCGAACCACAGCGGUAGGAAAGACCGAGGUUCCGCGUAUCAACAACAACAGAUCAGGCCUACAACGGGAACUGCUACCGCCACUCGGAAGAGCCUGGGAGUCGCUGUGAGUACCAGCAGUAACAACUCCUCUCCCGCCGGGCUGCUGGAGGGGAGGAGAAGCGGACCCGGUUCUCUCGGUUGGGAGGACCGGGGAAAAUCGAGCCUCGAGGUCUCGCGGGCCGCGGAAGUGAAGGGUUACGACGAAGAGCCCGAAGAAGACGACGAUUUUCAAGGGGAGACGGAGAGAGACAGUCGGUCUCUGAAUGGGAACAGGGCGUCUUACUCACUGAACGCCAGUAGUAAGAAAGUCGGUGAUUACUCAGAUUCGGAGGAAGAGGAAGAAGGGGGGAUAAUAUCUGGGCAGGACCGUCAACGAGACCAGCGCUUACAGCAACACUACUCCAGACGGAGUCACUCCUCCAAGCCGUCUCCCUACAGAAGUGCCAGGGGGUCAGAGAACGGACAGGAAACGACUGGCGGCAUGGCAAUCAGGCCAAACGACACGCCUGGCGCUAGUAGGAGUCGACUAGACAUGAUGGGAGGCCGGGGGGAGGAAGAUGAGGAAGAGGAAGAGGGAAAGAAACGAGGCCCCGGCGAAUCGUCCCUGAGCGGGAGCUUGCUGAGACGCCAUUGCCCCAGGGGGACCAUCUACGUGUCGGCUGUGAUGGGGGAGAGCGACCGCGGCAGCCCCGGGGAAAGCAGCGGCAACAAUUCCCCGUCUUCCGCCUACAACAAAAACCACAUCGACAGCGGGGAUGGCGCCACUAGUAGUAGUAGCAGCAGCAGCCGAUUCAGCAUCGGCCUGAGACCGCGAUUCUCCAACUACAACAGUCUAUCCGCUACUUACCGACCCAACCAUUCAAAUCAUAGCGGUCCCAACCAUGCCUACAGCCAGUCGAGUCUCAAGCAGAAGCACACGGUACCGGAGGAUGAGCUGCUCCAGCAAUUCAAGCGGGAGGAGGUGGGGUCGUCCACCGGUGGUUGGGGGUUCAGUGCCCACUACCUGUCCAUGUUCCUGCUCAUGGCCGCCUGCCUGUUCUUCCUCCUGCUCGGCCUCAUGUAUCUCCGGAUGAGGGGGUCUGGAGCCUCUGAGGUCGAUGUUGUCGGUAAGUAUCCAGCCUAGUAAACUGUAACUUCCUAAACAUAGC
Molecule: messenger RNA, 1593 nt
Organism: Oncorhynchus nerka (sockeye salmon)
Lineage: Eukaryota; Metazoa; Chordata; Actinopteri; Salmoniformes; Salmonidae
Product: inner nuclear membrane protein Man1-like
Exons: 1
Coding region: 12-1568 (518 amino acids)
Biological process (GO): nuclear envelope organization; negative regulation of BMP signaling pathway
Molecular function (GO): chromatin DNA binding
Source: RefSeq, a predicted model, not a curated record